AGAAGUUAGUAAGAGAUUUCAUUGAGUUGAGUGGUAGGUUUGUGGUAGCAGAUGCUCUUCCUUACUUAAGGUGGUUGGACUUGGGAGGGUACGAGAAGGCCAUGAAGCGAACUGCAAAAGAAUUUGAUGAUGUCGUUGAAGGUUGGUUAGAAGAACAUAAGCAAAGGAAAGUUUCUGGUGAGGCAAAGGGACACCAAGACUUUAUGGAUGUGAUGUUGUCUAUUGUUACCGACGACGAAGGGAUCUCUAAUUAUGAUGCUGAUACAAUCACUAAAGCUACAUGUCUGGCCCUUAUCCUAGCGGGCACAGAUACAACAACAGUAACAAUGACAUGGUCUCUCUCUUUGCUUCUUAACAACCGGAAAGCCCUAAAGAAAGCACAACAAGAGUUAGAUGUUCAGAUUGGCAGGGAGAGGCAAGUAAAUGAAUCCGACAUAAAAAACCUGGUCUAUCUCCAAGCUAUCCUCAAAGAAACAAUGCGUUUAUACCCCGCCGCACCACUCUCUAUCCCGCACGAAUCCAUGGAAGACAGCACUUUGGCUGGCUAUCACGUUCCAGCAGGCACACGACUUUUUGUUAAUCUCUCAAAGCUCCAUCGAGACCCACGUGUGUGGUCUGAUCCAAAUGAAUUUCGGCCAGAAAGAUUCCUUACAACCCAUCUGGAUGUUGACGCUAGGGGCCAGCAUUUCGAGUUUAUACCAUUUGGCACCGGUAGAAGAUGGUGCGCGGGAAUCUCUCUUGCGUUACAAGUUAUGCAACUCACACUUGCCACCUUGUUGCACGCUUUUGAAAUUACAACCCCGUCAAAUGAGCCCGUGGACAUGACUGAGAAAGUCGGAAUUACCAACAUGAAAACCACACCACUUGAAGUCCAUCUCACUCCACGCCUUCCUAUCCAAGUAUACGCAUGAUUUGAUUAGAUAUUUGAUCAUUAAAAUGCAAGCUAGUAUAUAUUUUUGGGUGUACUAAUAGUACUUAUAUAUGCAUGAAAAUUGGAAUCA
Alnus glutinosa is the source of this 1001-nucleotide messenger RNA. RefSeq names its product cytochrome P450 82A3-like. Gene Ontology annotation, biological process: defense response to other organism. The transcript has 2 exons. The coding region runs from base 102 to 911 and encodes 269 amino acids. The record is from RefSeq and is a predicted model, not a curated record. Gene Ontology annotation, molecular function: heme binding; oxidoreductase activity, acting on paired donors, with incorporation or reduction of molecular oxygen; iron ion binding. NCBI's taxonomy places the organism in Eukaryota, Viridiplantae, Streptophyta, Magnoliopsida, Fagales, Betulaceae.